This is a messenger RNA of Arabis nemorensis, 987 nucleotides long. The record is from the annotation of a GenBank genome assembly. NCBI's taxonomy places the organism in Eukaryota, Viridiplantae, Streptophyta, Magnoliopsida, Brassicales, Brassicaceae.
AUGGGGAAGGCUACUGGUAGCAAUCCGGGUUCAGACACGGAGAGAAACAAGAGAAAUGUGGUCUCAAGUGUGUUUGAUCCUGCACUCUCUAGAUUCGUUGGGCUCUCUCAGAAGCUCCAAACCUGUCUUAAGUCCCAGCUGAAGAAUUUUACAGAUGAUAAGCAUGGGAUUGGUUCUUCAUGGAGGCAAGAUAAAGAAAACUCGUCGAGCUCCAUCCAAAUUGAUCUGGAGAAACAGUUAUAUAAUUGGAGAGAAAACCCUUCGUGGACCGAUCAGAUGCCCGUCAUUAAGGUGAGUAUUCCGAAAGGAUCGCUUUGCAAUCUCAAAGCCGAGGUGAACGUUGGUUUACCUCCUGAUGCAGUCUAUAACAUUGUGAUUGAUCCUGACAACAGAAGAGUCUUCAAGAAUAUCAAGGAGGUUAUGUCGCGGAAAGUAUUGUUAGAUGAUGGGUUAAGGCAAGUGGUGGAAGUAGAGCAAGCAGCUUUGUGGAGAUUUCUCUGGUGGUCAGGAACAAUUUCAGUUCAUGUCGAGGUGGAUCAAAACCGGGCAGAUCACUCUAUGAAAUUCAAGCAAGUGAAGAGCGGGUUCAUGAAGAGGUUUGAAGGAAGCUGGAAAAUUAAGCCUUUGUUUGUGGACGAACAUAUGUGUGAACGUUUAAAGCCGAAAACACUGGAGGAGUAUAACCAGUGCUCUGGAGGUAAAGGAAGGAUCGGAUCAAGGGUGAUGCUGGACCAGCUAAUACAGCCGGCGAUUAUACCACCACCUCCCAUUUCUUGGUAUCUCAGAGGGAUCACAGCCAAGACAACAGAGAUGCUCAUCCAUGACUUGUUGGCUGAGACUGCUAGGAUCCGUGGAGGUUUUGCUGCCGGAGAAAAGGAGAAUAUUCACUCGUCAGAUGAGCAACGCACUGGGACAUCUGGAGAUAUAAAGGAAAGAUGGGCUACACAUAGAAGAACAUCAAGGAGACGGCGCAAGGAUUUGUGUUAA